This is a messenger RNA of Colletotrichum karsti, 1044 nucleotides long. RefSeq lists its product as uncharacterized. The record is from RefSeq and is a predicted model, not a curated record. The transcript has a single exon. Lineage: Eukaryota; Fungi; Ascomycota; Sordariomycetes; Glomerellales; Glomerellaceae.
CUGCUGCUUCCCGCAACUCUCAUCCGAACUACUCUGAUUAGGCUUUCAUCUGUUCUAAUGGCGCCUCCCUCUUGCUUUCCUCAGUUCUCGAACCUGCCCACCGAGCUCCGCCUCGCUAUCUGGGAAGAGGCAACGGCUGGUCCUUCGAUGCAUGUCGUUGACGUAUGCUUUCCAUCUCAGAACGGAAAUGGCCGCAGCCAGCUUGCCUUCAAAGGAGCGAACAGCACCGACAAUCAAUACCACCACCGGCGAUGGCUCAACCACGAAUACGUCGCCUUCCUUGACUAUAUCGACGACGGCCAACAUGAUGCCCAAUUUAUUGAGCACACGCUUGAACAAGAAGCCCGGCUGAGAAAAGAUCCCAGCAUGUACAGGCAACGCAGAGUUCAACGCAUGGCUUGCAGAGAAGCGGCCUCGCUAGCGUCCGUCAAAGCCGAUAAUGUCAACAUCGUCUACUUUCCAGGCCGCAGAAGUGUUUUUCGAUACGAUAACGACAACGAUGUACUCCUACUUCGCUUCACGACACCAAGUAUGGGACGGAAAAGUCCACUUCAACAAAAGCUCGAUCUCAGCGGCAUCUCAGAGGCACUCGGAACAUACUGGAGUAAAGAGAUGGCACUCACCGUGUGGAAAGCUCAACGCAUCGCUAUUGAAACUAAUGAGUUGAUGACGCCAUUAUCACUGGCCGACAUUGACUUUUUUGCCUCUUGCAUACACAAGGGGCUGGAUGUCCUUUACUUAGUCCAUCACUCAGAGGACCUGAAAAUGGGUAGUAGCAGGUCUGACCUCCAGCGACGGGGUGAUCUGUUCCUCAAAUUACACUGGAAGAGAGUGAAAGACAAUAUGAUGCGCAGACCAGAUAUCAUAUCUGGUAUCGGAGAGACCUACCGCGAGGUCUUCAACUUCGAACAGCUUGCUUGGGAUCAGUGCCAUCCUGUCUACGUCUUUGCACAAACAAUAUCGGAGUCAAUAGAGCGCCAACAACUGGGCACAGGGAAGACGGGCUUCAAAGGGGUCAGAGUACUUCUAGCCAAGAGCGAGUAG